This is a messenger RNA of Scheffersomyces coipomensis, 973 nucleotides long. RefSeq lists its product as uncharacterized. NCBI's taxonomy places the organism in Eukaryota, Fungi, Ascomycota, Pichiomycetes, Serinales, Debaryomycetaceae. The record is from RefSeq and is a predicted model, not a curated record. The transcript has a single exon. Bases 169 to 792 code for a protein of 207 amino acids.
GGUAGAAGUAAGGGGUCAAAAAAGAUUACUGAUCACAAUAAGAAUAAAAUAUUGAAUUCGAGCACCAAUACUGCAGCAAGUCCAAUUCCAAGCUAUUUACCAUACUCUGCAUUACCUAAACCACCACAAUCGGUCCUUGAUAAGUCAUUACUGGAAUUAUGUACCGAAAUGGGAUUUGGUGGAGCUGAUGUAAGUCCUACAGUUGAAUUCCAUGAAUUAACAGACACAGAAGCUAAAGUGAAGGGAUUUGAAAUACCUGAUCUUUAUUUGAAAUCCAAAAUGGAUGGACUAGUCACUGAUAUUGAUCGUCAAAUAGUAGAUGAGAUUGAUAAUAUUCUUGAAUUAGAUAAUGAUGUGGAAAUAGCCCAAUCACAAAUGAAAAUCGUUAAAUUAUACUAUGAUCAAGAAUCAAAUAAAUUAAAAGAGGUACCAGUACAUUCAUUCAAGACAUCAUUACUGGGAAUGAUCAAUUUGAACCCUGCUAUGGAUGAAAUUGAUGACGAUUAUUUAUGGCAAAUAUUCCCUCGUGGGAAAUUAUUCGGAUCAUUACCAUCAGAUACCCAUGAAGAGAUCAAAAUGAAAGAAGAAGAGAUUCAAAAGGCCAAAGAAAACAACGAAGAGUUUAUUGAAUGGAAAGAAUCCCUCACUGAUUCCAAAUCACUUUAUGUCAAAGCUGGAUCUCGUAGAAAGGUCGAUCGUAAAUCAGCUAGAAAUUUUAAGAAGUUAGAUAAAGAGGAUAAAAUUCCAAAGGCUAAUUUUGUAGUUAUCAAGCAUGGUUGGGAUAAGAAGUAAUAGUUUGAUUUCUUUUAACGAGUGUUUUUACAUGUUUUCAUUUUUUCAUCUUUUCAUUUACAGGUAACUUUCACAUGUUUGCCUUUGGUUUUUAAUCGUCUUGUUUAUAGUUUUUUUAAUCGGUUAUCGUCAUUACAGAAUAAUUUAUAAUAAUAAUGCAUUUUUAUAUUCAUGUUACAAU